ACUGUGCUCCUGGUAACCUACAAUCCUGCGAAAGACUUGAUCCACGUGACGACACCAUAGAUAUCGGAAAAUAGAUAUCUUCCGAUAUCUAUGGACGACACUCUGGACAACUCUGAAUGAGUGAAUUAAUAUGGACGACUGAAUCAGAAUUUCCUAGUAUUUAUUUCAUGAAAUAACUUUGCAAUAAGAUAUAAUUUAUAAAAAACUUUAAAUUCGUAAUAUGUCGAGCGGAUUUGUGCAUUCUGUAAAGGUUCCCCGUAUUUAUAAACUCACGGCUGACAUCGUGCGCCGCGUGCGAGAGGAUGGUGCCAGUUUAAAGAGUCUGAUUUAUGAAAAAAAACAUCCCAAUGUAUCCGGCAUAUAUGGUCUUUCAAUGAAUACCUUACAAAUGCUGCCAAUGUUGGAUCAGCUUUUGCAAAAAAUUCAAAUUCUCACGGAACAACCGCGACUGAACUCCUGGUUAGCCAGAGUUCUCAUAACAGAGCUUUUGUGGGGAAAAAAAUGUCUGAGGAACAAUUCCAAACCGGUUUUAACGGUCCUAGCUUAUAAGGAUAAACUGCAAGAAGAAUUGAAGAACUUGAAAUGCAUAGAAACCCUCAUCUCUCAUAAAAAUAAAGUGCAAAAGCCUAGAUAUGUCCGUGUCAACACUCUUAUGUUGUCAGUAGAGAAAGCUAUCUCUAUCUUCCAGGAGGCAGGAUGGAAGUUGUUAUCCAGAAGCACAACAUACUCUUCAUAUCUACAAUCUUUAUCACAAUUAUCUAAGCCUUACUUCAUACAAGAUCUACAUAUACCAGAAGUCCUAGCUUUUCCGUUCUCAACAUCUUUUCAUCAACAUCCUAGCUACCAAAAUGGCGAACUUAUUCUCCAAGAUAAGGCUAGUUGCUUGUCAGUACAUUUGUUGGAUCUUGUCAAUGAGGCUACAGUGCUCGACAUGUGCGCAGCACCCGGUAUGAAGGCCACAUAUGUGGCAGCCAAAUUACACAAUCAUGGAACGGUGUACGCUGUGGAAAUUGAUGCUAAACGAUUUGAGACUUUAUGCAAUCAGAUAGAGACGACUCACGCCUUCUGCGUGAAACCUAUUAAACAAGACGCUUUAACUCUCGACCCAAAGCAAUACUUAGAUGUAGAAUAUAUUUUGGUUGAUCCAAGCUGUUCUGGAUCAGGGAUUAUAGACAGACCAAAACAAAGUAAUAUGGAUGGCAAAUCUGAACCAGAACGCUUACAAAAUCUACAAUCAUUUCAAGUUUAUCUUCUUAGAUAUGCACUCUUUAAUUUUCCCAAUGUAAAGAAGAUAAUCUAUAGCACUUGUUCUCUUCAUCCCGAAGAGAACGAAGAAGUGAUAGAUGAAGUUCUUGCUGAUAUUGGUGACGCUUAUUAUCUGGUACCUGCUAAGCAGUUGUUGAAUGAUUGGACAAAUUUCAGCUCACAAAAAUACAAUUGUAAAGAUAGAUGUUUAUAUUCAAAACCGGAUGUUGAUUUUUGCAAUGGUUUUUUCGUGGCAAUAUUUGAAAGAAACUUUGAAGUAAAUCUACCAAAAUGCAAACGCAAAGGGGGUAACGUAAAUCCUACUGAAGCUAACUUAAGUAUCACAAAAGAUGAAACGAUAAAAGAAGUUACAUACAAGCGAAAAAAUAUGGGAAGGACAAAAAGAACAAAGAAGAAAUCCCUUGAUCAAGAAAUAAAAUUAUCGGAAGAUAUUGAAUCUACAGCAUUUGAAGUGAAAAUAAAAAAGAAAGAAGUUGAAAAAAAUAAGAAAAUAGCAUUAGAUGGAUCGGAAAACAUUUAGAAGAAACCGUCAAAAAAGAAAGAUGUUAAAAAAUCAAAAAAAAGAAAAAGAUCAAAACAUGAAAAUAUACUUCAGAUAGUGGAAGAUAAGAAAAUAGUAAAGAUUU
This is a messenger RNA of Linepithema humile (Argentine ant), 1892 nucleotides long. RefSeq names its product Nop2/Sun-like domain containing protein 5 (gene Nsun5). NCBI's taxonomy places the organism in Eukaryota, Metazoa, Arthropoda, Insecta, Hymenoptera, Formicidae. Gene Ontology annotation, biological process: rRNA base methylation. Gene Ontology annotation, cellular component: nucleolus. The record is from RefSeq and is a predicted model, not a curated record. Gene Ontology annotation, molecular function: RNA methyltransferase activity.